AUCUGUUUGCUGAUGAUUUGUGAAUUUUAAUUGCAUGAAUGUUAUUUUUGUAGAUAGUGGACAUGCUUGGAUAUGACUCAGCUAGAUCUGACCAAACUUUAGUCUAUGUUCUGACGCUUGGAGUCGUGGAAGCAUACAGAAGUUUUGGAAUAGCUUCUUCUCUGAUUCGGGAGGUCAUAAAAUAUGCUUCAAGUAUUCCAACCUGCCGAGCUGUCUACUUGCAUGUAAUCUCUUACAAUAACCCUGCAAUCAAUUUGUACAAGAAAAUGUCUUUCAAAUGUGUGAGAAGGUUGCAGGGGUUUUAUUUGAUCAAUGGCCAACAUUACGAUUCGUUCUUAUUCUUGUAUUAUGUAAAUGGGGGUCGGUCUCCUUGCUCACCAUUAGAGAUUCUCACUGCAAUAGUAAGCUUCAUGAGGAGUGGCUUUAAGUCAGUGGCUGCAAGGCUUUGCAGGAGCGGAAGCAGGAAGAUCUCAAGGCGGGCAAAGUGUAAAGAAAGUCAUUCUCUUGUGUCAGCAACACCCAACAAAAGAAACGUAGCAGUGGAAUGUUCUGGUUAUGAGUGUGUUUAAUUUUUAUAAGUUUUCUGUUUCCUGUAUCAAUCAACCUCACUAUUGUUGAUUCCCUCCAGAAAGGUCAUAUUCGAGCCAAAAGAUAUUUGUUACCAUGAUGUCAUAAUAAACUUCCUCAAUCCAGUGAAUUCACAUA
This is a messenger RNA of Vigna umbellata (rice bean), 705 nucleotides long. Lineage: Eukaryota; Viridiplantae; Streptophyta; Magnoliopsida; Fabales; Fabaceae. The record is from RefSeq and is a predicted model, not a curated record.